UAACGUUGUUCGACUCUACAGUUUUAGUGUUUCAAGUGGUUUUUCUACAAUAAGGGCGUGUGUAUUCGCGAUCGAACAUGUAUACCACCGGAUAUCAACCUUUCAUAACACUGACCACUUAACAUGAUUACGAAGGGAUUUUGCUUUCCUUGAAAUCUUCUUCUGUAAAGGUGAUUUGAUCAACAGCGUUCGUCGAGUGUUAUAAUCGAGAUGCUCAACGUCCUCACACGCGGUUUGGCCGACGCGUGAGAGUGGAAAACGAGUCAGCGUGGGCCCUUACGGUAGGUUUGUCUGCGCAAGCCGAGCUGAUAUCAAUUCCAACUUAAGAUGCGAAUAUCCCCUCCAAUCUCAGGGUCUAUUUUUAAUGCUUACUGACGUACCACGCUGUUUUUGUAGUUCCGUUCAGGUGCUGGAAAUACCCGUUAGAGACACGUGCCAAAAGACUAAACCUGAUCUGUAAAACGUAAAUCCAGCUUGCCCUACGGCAAUCGUGCGAGUGAGCUCCCGGUGGGAUCUCUUUCGCUCAUAUUUUUUAAAGAGAGGAGUCUAGCGUUUACAACCCAAACCUCCUUCGGUUGCAUGGGCUUUCUGAGUCUCCUUUCCCCCCCCCCCUCUUUGUCAUCUCAGUUUUGCUAUCGGGGAAAGUGAGACGUUCAUGUUUGAUUAACAGGUUGAUCCCCUCAAAGAUCUGGCGGAUCUUUUUUUUUCACUGUGUCACAGAACGUUAGCUUUGCAAAUUGACCGACGCGCAUGUCUUUGAAAAAUGCUUUGACCAUCGCCACAUUUGUGUUAUCUGUAUAUUAAAGUAAACUAACGACCCCCCCCAAAAAAAAAGAAAAGAAGAAGAAGAAGAAAAAAAAAACAAAGAAAGAUGGCGGCAAGCUGACGGUCAAAACAUGUGAAUGUAGUCUUAAUCACCAGUAUAGCUCAAAGCCUCCAACGAUGAAGCGAUUUCAGCAAGGUCAGUAUUGUGGAAAUGGUGGUAAACGUAGGUCUCUCCGACAGUCAAUAGCCACCUGAAAUGUCCGUUAGUGGUCCCCGAAGGGUCAGAUUAGUACUAUAGUUCAAGACACAAAUCUAAGUAUUUCUCCAGACGUACGCUCCAUAUUCUUUAUGAAAAAUCAUAAAUGUCAAGGUGUUUUUAUUGAUGUCUCGGCUCUGCAACUUACCAAACGAUAUUCAAUAACUGCAGAAUUCCAAUCUCGCCUCGGCAAUUGCCACGCUUGCAGAAGUCGACGGCCGUUUGAUGUAUGAAUCUAAGUGUGGAUGCUAGACUAACUUAUGAUCGAAUUAAGCUGUACACUAAACUGCUUCAAGGGAUCCGCUGAUGAAAGAGAAAACCUUGUAAACAGAGAAAGGUCGCAGUGCCUGGACUACCUAGCGUGGGUUUACAUCUGGGGGAAUUCUAAUGUGCUGACUGAACCUCGGGGAGUCAAGCAGAUGCACGGAACAGCCGUCGAUUCUCCUCUGAAUCUAGGUUCAUCUCAUCCCCAGCCGGUUCCAGCUCCAACCACAAGCUCGCAAAUCGAGGUCCGUAAAUUUCUGACAUGUGACAGUUGGCCGUUAAGCGAGUGACUCUCCUCGCUUCGUGGCAGCUCAGCACGAUCCGCUUUCUUUUAUAAUCCUUUCGCCCGUUCUUGCCAUGUAACACCAAAAUCUCAGAUCCACGGUUCGAGCGGCUGAUGAGCUCGGCAUAUCGUACCCAGCUCGGGCCCGUAUGGUGAUUUACGACUGGUAUGUAUGUUUUAGCUUGGCAUUUUGAUGAUACGGACCUAAGUGCCUUCGUCUUGGCGGGCAGGAUCGCAGGGGAAACAUUGUUUCAGAAGGAAAAGAUGAGGCGGGAGGUAAACCCAGAUUUGCUUGGCGCGCAAUGAUCAACAAACAGACAUCAGUUUGGAGCUAAACAGACGCCAGAAAAGCAAUUUUGGAGACCUUACACUUUAUCCUGGACAACUGAUUUAACCGAACCAAAAGGCAACUUGAACUGGAGGAAGUAGCCGAGGCGGGGGCUUGAGAGGACGCUCGAAACCGUGACAGCAGACAAACCCCAACACUUGAGCGAUAUCUCUCCUUGUAAUUGGAAAAAGGUUUCUGGAUUCGAUGCAAUUCCCCCCCAUGGCAAGAUUUACACCCAUCAAGUGAUCCUAGUGAGGAGAUUAAAGCGUUGGAGACGGACCAGCCCCGAGGGAAAAAUCGUCUGCAAAACAGGUCCCACGUGAGACAGUCGAGAGGAACUAUGUCCCAACGCACUUGUCUGGUUUUCCUCUGCUUUCUUCUACUGCAGGUAGCCUCGGUCCGUGGCGACGAGGAAGAGGAAGCUAAUGGGAUAUUCGAGGACCAGACACCAGAGCAGAGGGCGAUGCAUUACAUGGUGUACGAGAAGUGUAGGCAGCGGUUGAGUGUGGAACAGCCGCCCGAUGACGGUUACACAUACUGCAAUAUGACCUUUGACUCCUGGGAUUGUUGGAACUACACCCGGGCAUCCGAGACGAUAGUCCAGCCGUGCCCGGAAUGGAUACCCGAAUCCGACCCAUCAAACAUGGCUAGCAAGACGUGUAUGCCUGACGGGGAGUGGUUUCGGCAUCCUGACACCAACGAAACGUGGACAAAUUACACGCAGUGCCGCGAAAAGGAGGAUUCGCAUAAUUACGCCUACAUUGUCUACUACCUAGGCUACGGCUUGUCUGUCCUUUCUCUCUGCGUGGCACUCUUCAUCUUCUUCUACUUCAGGAGUCUUGCCUGCCCCCGAGUGACUAUCCACAAAAAUCUCUUCAUCUCUUUCAUCCUCUGCGGGAUCGUUUGGAUUCAGUGGUUCGCUGCGGUCACGCAGAACCCAGGUCUCAUCGUGGAAGAUCCUUUUUUCUGUAAAGCCCUGCUGGUGUUGGGUCAGUAUUUCAACACCUGCAACUAUUUCUGGAUGCUGAGCGAGGGGCUCUACCUACACACGGUGAUUGUGGUGGCGGUCUUCUCCGAAAACCACCGCCUUAUCUGGUACUACAUCAUAGGCUGGGGCCUUCCAGCGAUUCCUGUCUUCAUCUUCACGUUAUUGAUGCUACUUUUCAACAAGAGCAAUUGCUGGCUUACAGAUAGCCCAUUCCAGUGGUGUGUCGGCGGUGCUAUUAUUCUUGUUCUCAUUAUAAACCUGUGUUUACUCCUGAACAUUGUGCGAGUAUUAGUCACCAAGUUACGAGCUACACCCACUUCUGGCUCCGGCAGGAAUUACACGCGAGCGGUUCGAGCAACACUGAUCCUUCUUCCACUCCUUGGCUUGCAUUACAUCAUUCUUCCCGUAAGGCCAGGCGGCAACCCCACGGCCAUAGACUUCUACGACUACUUCAUGGCAAUACUGUUGUCUCUUCAGGGCUUCUUUGUCGCCUGCAUAUUUUGCUUCUUCAACGGUGAGGUAAUGACAAAGAUUCGUAGACGCUUGAAUAAUUUAACACUGAGGCAAACCUCAUGCUCGACAGCCGGCCGCCCGCGUCAGACCAAAGUAAAAAUGCAAAUCCGCCGCAAAUGGUAUUCGUACCGUUGGGGGCACAGGGGGAGUGUAUUCGGUGGGCGCUAUGGCAACAUGAACACGACAAUCACGGAAACGGUGUCGACAAUGGCCCCCAACGACAGACGGAGUGUGGACAAAGGGCAGAACAGCCCGCUGCUGAACAAAGCGCCCCCGCCUGCCCAGAACAGCCUGGGCAACGGCAAGACGGUGCGCUCCAGGCGGGGAACAACGACGGACACGGACGACGCGAAGGAGAGAGAGGAGCUAGACUCCAGCUCCAGGCCGCCGACGCCGACGCAGACGCCGCCAGCGUACGCCGAGCUGGGGCCCAAUCACAGUUGGGACUGCAAUGCCAACACAAGCCAAAAUGUCUGCCCGAGCAUCUUGAUCGAAAACCACGACGAAGAGUCAAAGACGACCGAGGUCUGACAAGAGAACACAGGAUGUGGAAACGUUCUGUAUAAAGAAAUCGACAGCUUGUUUUGGAACUGUAUAUAUUUUUAAGUGGUGCGAUAAAGACGUUUCUAUGCUGUUCUGUAAAUGUUCUUCUCCAAACUACGCGAAUGAGAGAAAAACACAAAAACAAAAAGGAGGACUAUGCUGCAUCGAUUGCUGUCAAGGAAAUCAUGACAGAAUGUCACACAAGUUGUUGUACAACUAUCACCGUAAGAAGUACAAGAAGCAAGCACCGCUUUUUCUCAGAGGAAAACCAACUGCAAUCGCAGCCAUGCUUGCCCGGGUGUUCAGUCGGAGCUGGUGAUCUCAAAACAGCACGAUGUAGUCUUGACUAAGAGUAGACUCACUUUUGUGAAGUAACUUCUCAGUGGAUGUGCAUACUAUAAGACACGUGUACAGACGAGGUUUAAUUCUGGCCUUGAAAAGAGGUCAACUGUAAAUUCCUACUCUACAGCCACACUGUAGCAGGUUGAAAACAGUAUUUUCAAAUGAACAAUAUAUACUGCCUUAUUACUAUCGUCAUUAUUGAUGUUACUACAAUGCAUAAUAAUUUCAGUCCUGACUGAAAAACAAUAAUGCUUUUAGUGUAUUCAGCAAAUUCAUAUUUAAUAUAUUGUACUGGCAAUUUUAGACAGUACAUGGGAGAAGAAUUCCACUGAUUGUAGGGAACUACAUGACAUUAGGUAAAACCUCUGCUGAAGCUGUUAGUUUCUUGGAGAUGACCUUAUAUCUAUUCCGCAAACUAAAGCUGAAAGGUGAACUCAAGAAAGAUUUCCGCAUUGUGCUGCUCGUAUGCUAUUCAUUCACGCGGACGAAAUGGCUCAGCUGGCAGCACACUUACUGUAUUGAAACAACAUGGCGCCCGAAGCAAAAGUCAUUAAAUGAAACGGGAACUGUUCCAUAUACGAACGCCAGUAAUUCCUCCCUACAGUGACUUAAUAGCCAUCAGAAAGCAAAAACAUGACCAGAAAUGUUAAAUUUACGAGGGAAAAUGCCAAGUUGUUUACUGAGAAAACAGAUUUUUUCAGACAAGUAUAAGGAACUCUAUCCAAUGAAACAUAACUUCAAUACCGUUUAAGUUUUCAGAGUACGCCUGACUUCAAAUACUGAAACAAAACUACGCAAUGACUCACCCGUUUUGGUCAAGCAGGCUGCCCAACAAUGUACUCUAAACUGAAGACAAUCCACGAUGUGCCCUGGUGUGGCACACGACUCGACAACGAAGUAGGAACCAGGGUUCAGUCGCAACGUACGGCUGGACCAAGCUCUCAAGAGCAGCACCAAAUACUCCUCUGACCAGUGUCGUGUCAAUAGCAUCUCCUUGUAGCCAGCUCUGCUUGCAGUUACCAGACAGCCGACAUUCACACGGGUCGCAGUUGGGGCGCUUGUACUGUUCCAAAGGAAUGUCAAGCAUUCAAGCUUCAACAAUGUAAAACAUCUUGGACAUCUGCGGCAUACCAGUGCCUGGUGCUAACGUUUGUAACAAAGCAGAGGCUGAACUCUGUUGUUCGUACAACAAAGUUCUAAUGUACGCCUACCCAAUGCAUCCUCUAUAGCUGCAGGAAACCAACUCGUUUUUCCUCGAAGGCUGUGUUACUGUGUCCAAGACUCAACCAAAUCGUUUCCACACUGCGCUUCCAGGGGGCGCAGUGGUUGUGAACAGCUCUAAGUACAAAACUUAAAAAUGUGGACUCGCUUUUGUAAUGCAUUAACUUUUCUUUCACUUUGCGAUAUAAAUGGCUCAGGCGGGCCGGUCACCAGCGCUCAGGGUGGUUGUGUGACCUUUGACCGUGUUAUUAAAAAUUAGGCUCGUUCUCUGACUACAUAAUCCAUUACAAAAAAUUCGCGAUGCAUGUGUAUUAGUUAUGAGUAAAUAGACAAGUAUUGGUUUAUUUUAACGCUCAUUUUGGAUAUUGGCGACAAUAGGUGUGUAGAAAUUUAAUUGAUUUUGUUAUUUAUGAACUAGACAAUGUACAUUUGUAUAAAAUGCCUUCAUUUUAUAUUUUGUGUAAAGAUCGUUUCAUUGACUUUAACUUUGUUGUCCUUAAAACUAGGACGCAUAUGCUAAUUUUUUGGUGUUUUUUGGAAUAGUAUUGACAAUAUUUCAGUUACUAGAGGUAAUUGGACGGGUAGAAAUAGUCGAAAUGAGCCCGAUACAGAGAUGAACAUUUGCUGCUAAUUUCUUGAUGCAUCGGAAAUGUGAAUAUCCGCUUUACGUGUCAAUAUAUAAUCGAAAAGGAAUUUAUUGUCAAAUCGAAUGUAUUUAAAUGAUACCUGAACUUGAGCAGUUGAAUAGAAAGAUAUUACAUUCUCUGAAGUCUUUUUAUGACACAUUUUCUUUUUACAAUAUUGCCAUUUAUUAAUCAAUCCUUCAUGUAAACAAAAGUGGAAGUGAUUUGAGCUUUGAAAUUACUAGUCGCUUCACAUUAACAGUGUUUUGUAAAUCUUGUAACGACUCAGUUUCAAGGUUUCGAAUAAUGCCUUUCAAAUCAUUUUCUAAUUACUCUGCAAUCCUGCGUUCACGGCAAUGCGCCUUGUCUUUUGUAAUAGCUAAAGGAAGAUCACUGAGAUGCACUGGUGGAAGAAAUGCUACCUUUGGUUAUUGACACCUACUCUUUGUUAAGGCGUGCCAAGUGCACAGGGUGCCUCGGUUUUGGCAAAAUGGGCUUACAAUGCACUGGGAUGGGAGCACCAUCAUUUUCUCUGGAACUUAUUAAUUUCUGGAAUAUUUUAAAGCUUGGUUCAAGCUGGUUCUGUUUAAUUUCUAGACAGCGAAUUUUGAUGGGUAUAAUGUGUGCGUGUUGUGUCUUGCAAAAGUUAAGUCUUUAUCGUGACUACAGUUUCCAAAUCUUGUAAGUUGGAGACCAAAACUGAGAAAUGUUCCUGAGAGGAGGGAGGCCACAUUCAUAAAGCUCUGUUGUGCUGGUCGUGUCGUAUUAACUAUUUCAUUAGCACGUGCAUGUGGACAACACAAUUUCUCAUUACAUGGAUUAAUUAAAAAUGCAUAAUUAUGUAUAAUAUUUAUAA
Acanthaster planci (crown-of-thorns starfish) is the source of this 6982-nucleotide messenger RNA. Its product is annotated as calcitonin gene-related peptide type 1 receptor-like. Lineage: Eukaryota; Metazoa; Echinodermata; Asteroidea; Valvatida; Acanthasteridae. Gene Ontology annotation, cellular component: plasma membrane. The record is from RefSeq and is a predicted model, not a curated record. Gene Ontology annotation, biological process: cell surface receptor signaling pathway; adenylate cyclase-activating G protein-coupled receptor signaling pathway. Gene Ontology annotation, molecular function: calcitonin receptor activity.